AUUAUUUACAAAGUCAUUGCAACAUAAUGUAAUUAAAUUUUUAAUUGCAUGAGAGGGAAAACUUAUAUAUAAAUAAAAAUUUAUGCAAAUUUUUUUUUUUACUGAUUUCAUACGAUAACAACUGAACACAUAUAAGACUGAAUUUGUGGAAUUCUUCAAAAAAAAAAAAAAUGGUUUACCUUAUUUUAUUACUCAUUUCAACGAUACAUGCCCAUCAAGUUCACAAACAUAUGUCUGAUGUAGAAUUAAAGGAUAUUUUUCAAAUCAGUCAUACUUCAGAAAUUCCACAAUAUGAACUAGUUUCUGUAAAACAUAAAAUUAACAAAAGAAGUGAAAAACAAAUAAUUGAAGCUCAAAUUUCAAAUCAAAAGAAAACACUCUUUUUGAAUCCAACUGAAGGUUUUUUAGCGGGAAAAAAUACAAAAGUUUGGCUUGGUAAAACAAAAAAAAUUGAAGAUGAUUCUUUGUCUGAUCUUAAAUUCAAAAUAAUUCCAAAUAUAAUGGAUGAUGUGGGAGAAUUUUUUCAUGAUUUAAAUAAUGGAGCGGCACUACGAAUGAGAAGAGAUUUAAAUGGUCACACACUUUGGGAUGGAACAUUUGGUUCUGAUCAUAUGAUACGUUCUCUGCCUGAACGUCAUAGAAAAAAUUGUACUCUUGUACCAUGUAAUUUUACAUCAUUUGAAAAAGAUAAAAAUGAUUUUUUGACUACGUAUCAUCAUAUUAUUUAUAAAAUAGAAAAUAUUUUAGAAGAAAAUUUUGAGACGCCAUAUUAUAAUGUCCCAAUGGAAAUUUACUCUGGACCACCAUCAGUUGUUUAUCCCGAAAUAUUAGUUGUCGUCGACGAAGCACUUUUCAGUAAGUUUGAUAAAAACGUGAAGAAUGCAGUUAGUUAUCUUCUAACUUUUUGGAAUGCAGUCGAUUUACGAUAUAGAAAUCUCAAUAGUCCAAAAGUGCGUUUAAAUAUUGCAGGAAUUGUUUUAAUGGAGGGAUCCCUCGAAUAUUCCAAUGGUUAUUUGGAGAAAAAUGGAGAUAAAAGUUAUAUAUUGAAUUUACUUUUACCACAAACUGGCUUUUAUUUUAUUCAUAGAUGGGCCGCAGCCAAUGAAGCAUAUUUCGAUAUGGUCGUUCUUACCACUGGAUACCAAUUGUUGAAUCAAAUUCAAAAUAACGUGACACGAAAAGAUGAAGGUGGUGCUUAUUUUCAAGGAGCUUGCAAUUUCACAUAUUCCAUUGCUGUAGGAGUUUUUCAUGAUAAUGGAGGUUUUCAAGGUUUAACUUCCGGUUCUCAUGAAAUUGGUCAUUUAUUGGGUGCACCACAUGACAUUGAUUAUUCAGACAAUGAUUGUAAAUGGGAUUUAGGAUAUAUGAUGAGCUAUGUAAAUGGAUCUGAGAGAAGAGUUAGAUUAAAUCGUUGCAAUCAAAAACAAAUGCGUGAUUUUCUUAAUUCAGAUAAAACAUUGUGUCUUCGAAAUUCACCAAUUGCAAAUGAACCAAUAUCAAAAAUUUUGCCAGGCAAAUAUAUGUCAUUAGAUGAACAAUGUAUGAAAAAAACGGGACAUACAUCUUGUGAUUAUGGCGAAAAACACUGUGUUCAGUUACACUGUAAAGAAAUAAAAGAUAAUAAAGAAAUUUGUUCUGCUUUUGAACCGGCAGCAGAAGGAUCAAAAUGUGGAUAUAAGAAGUACUGUUUAAACGCAGAAUGUGUGGAUGAAUCAGCCGAAACUGUUCAAAAUUUAUUUACUUAUCUAUAGUUUUUUUUAUACUAAACAAAUUAUUUUUGUAAUUUUUAGUUUUUUAAAUUAAAUUUUUUUGUUAUUCACACUGAAAAAAGGGUUUGGUAUUAACAACCAAACGUUUGGUUGGUAUUUAAGCAACCAAAAUUUUUUUGUUGAAUCAACAAAAUUUUAAUUGUCUCAACCAAAAUUUGUUUGACACAAUCAAAAUUAGAAAAAAACGAUUUUUGUUGUCCUAACUAAAGUUUAAUUGAGACAACCAAAAUUUUGUUGAUUCAACAAAAAAAUUUUGGUUGCUUAAAUACCAACCAA
Messenger RNA from Leptopilina boulardi, 2045 nucleotides. Its product is annotated as venom metalloproteinase 3-like. Gene Ontology annotation, biological process: proteolysis. Lineage: Eukaryota; Metazoa; Arthropoda; Insecta; Hymenoptera; Figitidae. Gene Ontology annotation, molecular function: metalloendopeptidase activity. The record is from RefSeq and is a predicted model, not a curated record. Bases 171 to 1751 code for a protein of 526 amino acids. The transcript has 15 exons.